Messenger RNA from Metarhizium acridum CQMa 102, 1284 nucleotides. The record is from RefSeq and is a predicted model, not a curated record. Lineage: Eukaryota; Fungi; Ascomycota; Sordariomycetes; Hypocreales; Clavicipitaceae.
AUGCUUCCCGACAUCAAACCCUUCAAAAUUGCCGUCCCAGACUCGGCCAUUGCCGCGUUGAAGGCUAAAUUGGCCAAGGCUGCCUACCCGGACGAAGUGGACUUCUCUGAUGUCUGGAAUUAUGGCGCGACGCGGAACGACGUCAAACGGCUCGCCAAACAUUGGGAGGAUGGGUUUGACUGGAGAGCGCAAGAGCAGAAACUGAACAAGCUGCCUCACUACAUGACCAAGAUUUCCGUCGACGGUUUUGAACCGCUCGACAUUCACUUCAUCCACCAGAGGAGCUCCCAGUCAAACGCCAUUCCAUUAUUAUUCGUCCACGGAUGGCCUGGGAGCUUCCUGGAAGUUACCAAGAUCUUGCCUCUGCUCACGGAGCCUCGACAGGGCCAGUCUUUUCACGUCAUCGCACCGUCACUGCCCAAUUUCGGCUUCUCUCAGCAGGUCCGGCAACGAGGAUUUGCUCUUCGCCAGUACGCAGAGUGCAUGCACAAGGUUAUGCUUCAACUAGGCUAUGAAAACUAUGGUAGGAUGACCCUGACCGCUAAACAUGGCACCUUGCCAGGCAACUUUGCCCCUGAAUUAAUGCUUCAUACAGUGACUCAAGGAGGAGAUUGGGGCUUCUUCAUCACCCGCCUCAUUGCCUUGCAUUAUCCGAAGCAUUGUCUCGCAUCGCACAUCAAUUUCCCGCUUGUCCGGCCGCCUCCGGCCAAAUCGCUGUGGUUUGGCCUUCAGUAUCUCCUAGGGCAGUACUCGCACACAGAUAAGCAGUGGCUUGCGAGAACAUUGUGGUAUUUCGCAGAGGGCGCAGGCUACAUGAUGCAACAGAGCACAAAACCAUCAACGCUGGGCUUCUCACUCGCCGACUCACCGGUGGCCUUGCUGGGAUGGAUAUAUGAAAAGUUGCACGAUUGGACUGAUGACUACCCUUGGACCGACGACGAAAUCUUGACAUGGGUCUCCAUUUACCAGUUCUCUACUGCUGGCCCGGCCGCGAGCCUUCGCAUCUACUACGAGGCAUACCACUCGCGCAAAGCGUCUUUCAGAUGCACACGGUACGUGCCUUCGGUUCCACUGGGGAUAUCGUACUACCCCAAGGACUUGUUUGUCGUGCCCAAGUCGUGGGGCAAAUGUCUAGGUCCGGUAGUCUAUGAAGCGACGCACACCCACGGCGGACACUUUGCGGCUUUUGAGAAACCCGAGCUUUUUGUCGCGGAUCUGCAGUCCAUGUUUGGAGAGGAAGGAGGAGCUCAUGGCGUGGCCCAGACGUUGUCUUCAACAGUGUAG